AAAAACAAAAAUUCCUUCCGCCAUUACUCUCACCUUCUUCUUCCUGUAUUCUUUGAUUCUUCCCAUUUCCACCUCUUGCGAAUAUUUUCUCAAGUUUGAAACUUUAACUCAAAUCCACCACGUCCUCUUCUCGCUGCAUUUAUUGCUACUCCAACGAGCGCGACGAUGGUAGAAGAUGCACUCACUCAGUGACCUCCUGGUGUCGUUCUUGCAUUUCUCAGAAAACAUCUUUCUUGAGAGAAAGAGAUACACACACACACACACACACACUCAGGGGCCAGAGUAUUGAGACGGAACGGAAACACCCCACGAUCUGUGGCGUGUCAUUGUUUACCUAACAAAGCCUAAUCAUGCCAUCAGCUUCUAGGAGGAGAAAGGCUGCCAAGAAAAAGAAGGUAAAGGAGGCUAAUAUCAACCCCUCAAGUGACGGCCAACAAGGAAGUGAUGAUUUGAAGUCCCAGGAUGAGAAAGGAAGCGAUGCUGGUGAGGUGAGUUUAUCAGCCAAUGAGUUGAGUGAUUUUGAGAGCGUUGGAUUUGUUAAAACAAAGGAGGACAUUGUUGGUAAAAUCGGUGGGGAGUUGAAAUCAGAGGAGACUUCUGAUGGCAAACGUGACAUCAUUAAGUACACUGAGUCUGCUGAAGAAUCAAAUCAUGAGAAUAAAAACUCCAAUGCUACUUCAACCUACGGAUCUCCAUCUGAGAGGGACUCUGAUUUUAAAUCCUGUAAUUCAAUACAAGAGGCAGCAACGCCUGAGUAUUUGGGUAAAUCCUCUGGUUCGGCACCAGUCCAAAUGAUGUUCAUUUCUGAAAAUACGCCAUUCAAGGAGAUCGAUGAUUCAGUUAAGACAGAGAGUUUAGUGUCUGUGGAGAAAAGCAGUGAUACUGAAAGUUCUUUGCCAGAGAAGCCAGCGGCUGCUAAAGUAGGAGCAGCAGAUCUUGGUAUGCAAAGAAAUGAUGAUAAAGUAUAUCCCUCCUCUAAUGAAAAUGCUGGAGUUUUAAGUUUGGAUGUAUCUAAACAAAAGGAAUAUGAUAGUAAAUUACCAAAUUCAUCAUAUGGUAGUCCUAUCCCUGAAUCUACUAAUGCUAUAGAACAUACCAAAGAUUCUGAAAUUCCGGAAUGCUCUGAAGAGCAGCCCCUAGUGGCAUCGGAUCCCCCAAUGCGAAAGUCCUCCUGGUUGAAUUGCUGUGGAUUGUUUGAACUGCUAGGCUCUAACGGAUAAAAUCAGAAACAUGAGCAUGGGGUCUCAUCUGAUGGGUGAAACCUGAGAAGUCCUGGGAAGAGGAUUUGAUUUAAAAAAAUUUCUGAUAUUUUGAUCGAAGAUGCCUCCUUUAAUAUUCUGCGGAAGAAUAAUGAGCAAGAGGUCUAAUAAAGUUCAUAUAUGAUUUAUAUACGCUAAGGACUGAGGACUAUAGCGGUAAAUGUGUCAGCAACAGUAGGAGACUCAGUAUAACUGAGACUUUGGACUAAUUUUUGUUCAUUUUGCAUGCAACGUUUUUUUUUUUUUUUUGGGUCUGCCAUUCGAACUUGCAAUCUGUGGGCCGAGUGUGCGGCACACUAACCAACAAGCUACAAGUUUUCAUGGCUGCAUGCCAUGUUUUUGUGUCGUCUGUUUUCUUGAUUUCCAACCAGCUUUUUCAUAACGUAGAGCUGUGGCCUGUGGAUUAGAAGUUGGGCUUAUUAUUAGAAGCUGAUGUGAUUCUUUCAUUCAUGGAGAAAUGUUAUUUACAUUAAAACAAGUAUUCUAAUAAUUUGUGGAGUAUUGUAGUUUUUAAACAAAUCAUGAUGAAAGAAUUGUUAAAAGAGAAAUAACAUCAAAAGGACAAAAGUAUUGAGAUUUAUCUUCAA
Prosopis cineraria is the source of this 1846-nucleotide messenger RNA. RefSeq lists its product as uncharacterized. The transcript has 5 exons. The coding region runs from base 351 to 1220 and encodes 289 amino acids. NCBI's taxonomy places the organism in Eukaryota, Viridiplantae, Streptophyta, Magnoliopsida, Fabales, Fabaceae. The record is from RefSeq and is a predicted model, not a curated record.